Durusdinium trenchii is the source of this 2391-nucleotide messenger RNA. The record is from the annotation of a GenBank genome assembly. NCBI's taxonomy places the organism in Eukaryota, Dinophyceae, Suessiales, Symbiodiniaceae.
GCGGGAUUUAAAAGAAAAAACAUGCAGAAAUCCUUGGCUUGUAGAGUUGGUCUCCUUGGCUUAUUAUGUUUCUUGAUUUCCUUGUCCGUGAAACCAUGACCUCUUCACACUGCGAUUGCUGUCCAUCUUUCGCCAUGUCGUGGGAUUGCACAAGUCAUCCUGCAGGCAUGUGAUCAUGGAAACAUAUGGAAAAACUGCAUCUCCAACCUGUUCCAGGACCCUUUUUGUUUUGCGGGGUCCACUGGUGGUGGGGGCUGAGCCUCUGCUUGAUCUAUCAACUUGGCACGGAUCUCCCCAGGACCUUCCGAGGGCAACAUGAGUCCAGUGCACAGUUGGAACACCAGGAUUUUUGGGGAGUUUUCUUUGCAGGGCCACGAGAAGUCCUGGCAGGGCCAUGAUUCCAUGAUUCCCGUGCGGUGUCCAGGCUAAGCGUAAGAUGGAGUAAGAUGGAUGGAACGGGCGGAGUGUUUGCAUUCCAUCUCUUCCGAAUCCGAAUCAUGGAAACUCCAUGACGCUGCUGUUGAGCGAUUCUUUCCACCUCAGGAGGAUGAGCGUUCCUCGCGAGGAACGCCAUGUCGCGUUGAGAGAGGAUCCCGCCGGGUCACGGUUGAGCGUUUUCCAUCUCCCCAGAAUGUGUUCGCUUUGGACGGGAGAGGCUCCUGCGGUCAACAUCGAUCCUGGUUGGAAGUUCUUCUUCGACGUCGAAUCCUCAUUGAUCAGGAGGACAAACCCGACUCACUCGUGUAGGAGAGAAAGCUCUGCCAGGUCACCGUGGUGGUAGGGAAAGACCGGCCCAAUGGCUGGACAUUCAUAGCAAAUUCCGAUAUUCCACCGUGAUUCGAGGACGUUUUCCUCGAGAUGGUAUGCACCUACAAAAACAUCGAACCAGAACUUUCAGCCCAGCCGCCGGGCGAAUAAAGGCCCCGGUGAACACAUGACAAUGGCCAAACCAAGUACUGUCAUAUGCUGCGUGUUCAGAUCGGACCAGUUUGAGAAUGUCCCAGUUUGAGAACAGACCAGGUGAACAGGUGAACCCGGGACAUGAGACAUAAAGCAACAAACAAGAAUUCUUAUUAUUUUCGUGCACCAAAGCAAGAAGGCUUGCCGCAGCAGAACUGAGCAGAACUGAAUGCCUGGGACAUCCACAUUCUCACAGCAGUUCUUUCCUGUCGCAUGUGCCGAUGGACUCCAACAGAAAUGUGGCGAAGAAUCCCGUGUCAGAUGAGGAGAAGAAGCUGCUGCAGAACUUCGUGGCGCGCGAGGCGACGCCUGAGGAGAGAGACAGCUUCUUGGUGAAGAACUAUCCUCAUCUCACUGAGAAGGCACGAGGUGUGUUCAUGGAAAUGAGUGCCACGGAUCAGUUCCGUGUGAUCUUCGAUGGGCCCAUGAAGGAAUCCCGCGACCCGGUCGAGAUCCUCUAUGGCCGAGUGAAGAGGUUCUUGGACAUGGAACUGCAGCUGCGGGCGAUGUCGAAACGCUCCAACCACGAUGCCGAAAAGGCCAAGAAGCAGCCGAGUGCUAAGAUGCAGGAGCUUUCAGUGCGAAUAGCGCACUCCUUGGCCAACCCGACCUAUGAGGAGGUGCCUGCAAGUGAGCGGCGGUGUGCUGGCGUGGACCAGAAAUUGGAGGAGGCGACCAAACCCAAGAUUCUGGAAGGCAGUGUUAAGGGCGUGGGCGGCGUGAUCGAAGCCAUGCAGAAGAAGUACGCCAUGGUGAAGGGCGAACGUUUAAGAGUGGUGAACGAGACCAAGGACUUGUGGAAGUUAGAAGGGGAAAAGACGGUGCCCAAGUGCCAAAUGAACACAGGCUGGAAGUGGGUCGUCAAAGGGGCGGAAGACGAGGUGAAGAAGAAGCAGGAGGAGACGGCCAGGAAGAAGGAAGCCAAGAGAAAGGCUGAAGCCGCGAAGAAAGCCGAGGAAGAGCGAGAGCGAUCCAAAGGGAAAGAUGCCAAGAAGGAUGGCAAGACGGAGAAAAGCGUGAAGAGGGAUAAGGAGAAGGGAAGGGAGAAGGAGAAGUCGAAGGAAAAGGAUAAAAAGAAGGCUGACAAAGAUUCCAAGAAAGCCGAGAAGAAAGGCAAAUCGAAGAAACGAGAACGGGCCUCCUCCAGCUCCGAGGAGGAAGAAUCGGAGUCGGCGAGUCGAAAAAGGUCCAAGAAGAAGGUGAAAGUCAAAAAGUCAAAGAAGAGAAAAAGUUCUUCUGGGAGCGAGGCGAGGCCUGCCGAGGGCGAAUGUGUGACCUUCGGAUGUUCCCAGGAGUCUCCUGCAUAGCUCUGGUUUCGUGACGUGGCGCUGACGUCUUUGGGCUCCGAAACAGGGCUGGCAUGACAAAGACACCAGCGACCGACCCCGACUCGUCGGAAAAAUGAAGCGAAGCAUGGAACGGAAGUUCUUU